This is a messenger RNA of Puccinia graminis f. sp. tritici CRL 75-36-700-3, 1645 nucleotides long. RefSeq lists its product as uncharacterized. Gene Ontology annotation, molecular function: DNA binding. The transcript is spliced from 4 exons. Lineage: Eukaryota; Fungi; Basidiomycota; Pucciniomycetes; Pucciniales; Pucciniaceae. Gene Ontology annotation, biological process: DNA recombination; DNA integration. Bases 1 to 1623 code for a protein of 540 amino acids. The record is from RefSeq and is a predicted model, not a curated record.
AUGUCAAACCCAAACUCCAUACAGUCCCUCAGCGAUCGAGUCAAAGACUCAUCUCAACAGACAAACAAUCCGCAGACACCCAACCAACAACCUAGCCGGAUCCCGAUCCCAAUCCCCUCCCCCACCAGUCAACCCGGUCCUAACGCUGCCCCUAAACCCAUCCCCCAGCCGCAAGGCAAAGAGAUUAGAACGGCAAGCAACCUCACCCCCAUACCAAAAGGGAAAGAACCUACGUCCCUCAAGACGGGAGAACCGGAUCCAGCUCUCCAGAGCUCGGUAACCAGGACAACGCUAAAGAACCCAAUAGCAGAGAUCACAGAUGACGGCAACAAUCCUCCGUCCGACGCCAGAUCAACGAACGCGAAAGCCAGAGAAAUGAUCCUAGCCAAAGCCGUAAAGGCCCAAGAGGAUGGCGACGACGCGAAAGCAGAUAGACUGUUCGCGAUGUUCGACACACUUUCAAGAGAUGACCCAGGAGUUUCAAGCGGAAAAGCGACCAACCUCGCAAUCAACGCAGUCUCGGACCAACCCGCCAUCAGCAAGAAGAGACCGAUCGAAGCUGAAGGCACUACCCAAGUUCGCGGGAUCAAGUUUAUUUGGGCAAAUUCCAACUCCCACGACGACGGAGGUUUUACGCCUUACUUCCACAAGAACCUCCUCGAGCUCAAAGGGCCGAUCCCCCUAACGAUCUUCAACAGAACCUGGCAGGAGGAGGCCUUAUCCCACCACUCCAAGAACAGGCCCAAGACGGAAGAAUCCUCGGCCGAGAAGAACCCCCGAUAUCAUGGUUUAGCCGUCCCCGACGAGUGGCUCCAAUACAAUUAUCCGGUCCUAGCGGAGUGGAUCCUUAUACACAAGGCCAACUGCGAUUGGCUACAGAAAAAGCACGGUUUUAUGGUGGCAUUACGCUACGACAUCAGAAUUAGAAACAACGCGUUCGCCUUCAGGGUCGAGAAGGACGGUGAAGAAUCAUUCUCGAACAUCUCCCUCUUCAAGGCAGAAACGGCAGACGACGCCCACUCCGAGUCCAGGAACUUCAACGAGCUUGGCGUAAGGGACAACCCAUACGCACUCGGCGGACCACGCUACGGAUGGGACCCACACACGGGUCAGAAGUCAACGAAAACACCAACCGCAACAGCAUCGGGCAACAACAUCAGCAGCGGGAAAACCCCUAACACCGGCUCAUCCCAUUCGUUUCCCCAAGCUCCGGCAAACUCCUUACCCCCAAAGCCAGACCAGAAUAGGCCACCCAGGAGCUCAGGGUACAAAGGCAGAAACUACAACCCCAACCACGGUUCCUCGAGCAGACGCCGCGGCAACGAAGAGAGGAACUCGCUCCGAACUUCCCCAUCCAUCACCCUAAUUGUAUAUGCCCUGACUAAGAUCUGGGCGGCUUGUGGUUUCAAGGGCGUGUCCGGCCACUCCUUCCGGGUCGGCGGAGCGUCUAUUCAAGUGGCCCUGGGCGUCCCAAUCAGUGAGAUUUGUAUCAGAGGCAGAUGGGCCUCUGACGCUUACAAGCUAUACCUCUGGGACUUCUCAGGAGAAGAGAUGAAGAGAACGAACGCGCUCCUAGCUGAACUAGAGAGGUGCUGGAUGUACAUUCCUACCCCAUUAGAGUAAUUCAACCUACGUCCCACAUUCC